CUUCUCACUCGCCUCCUCAGCCCUCACCACUGCCUGCCUCACCUGCUGCCCCCUCUCCACUGUCCACCUGCUUUCCUCCUCAGCUCCCCACCCCCUGGCUUGCCUCCUCACCCCCUGCCACUGCCCACCUACCUCUUUAGCCCUCCUCCCUCACCCACCGCUUGCCUACUCACCCCCCACAGUGAGCCCACCUACUUAUCCCCCCAUGGGCCACAUAGUGAGCCCAUGCAGGCCACAUGUUGUGCAGGCCUGCAUUACAGCAACUGAAGGGAUUCUUUAUCCCUGUAGUUAAUCUUCCUCAGAGGGGGGUGGCUAGAUUGACAGAAGGAUUCUGCCAUUGACCUGCCUGCGUCUACACCAAGGGUUAGGUCAGCUUACUUAUGUCACAUAGGGGACAAGAUUUUUUGUAGUUAAGCCAACUUGACUUAACAAUUUAGACCAGCCUGUAGUGUUUAAAAAGGAUAAGAGGAAGGAAUUGGAAGUAGUAAGGCUGGGGAAACUAGGGGUCCUACAUUGACAUGUGCUGACACUUUGGGGAAGUCAGAGAAGAGGCUGUAUGACAGGGUGCAAUAGGUGAGGUGAUGUCAGAUGGGAGGAGUCAGGUUUCAGGGGAUACAAGAAGAGAAAUAUUCCUGCUCCAUCUACAAAACUUACCAAUUCCAGAAGGUCCAGAAGCAGCCAGGGAAGGAAGAAAGGAAGCAGAACAGAGGAAUAAGCACAAUCAGAUUGGUUAGAACAGAGCCAGUGGGACAACAGUGGUAACACAAAACCAUUCAACAGAGGGAUGACAGCGAGCAUUAGGGCAGAGAUUGCCAGAGGUGAGGAGUCGUCAGAAGAGGCUGCAGAAGUUAUACAUAGAUUUAAGAGGGUGAGGGGAAGAAGAACUGCAAAGGAGAGGUGGGUUCAAGGAAUGGGAGAUGCUGCUUUUGGAAGGAGGGGUAGGGAAGGAAGGAGGAAGAAAAUUUGAUGAAACAGGUGAGAAGUAUGGUGAGCACUUUGGGAGAGUGAGUGGAAGUGGUGCAAGGAAGGCUAAUCAGCAGUUGUGGCAGAAUGCCGCCACAAUACACACACGUAGAAUAGAUUCUUAUUUGUAAGAAGAGUUGCAUGUUGCUCUCAACAUUCAUAUGUACAUCUGCCAAAUUCUGAGAUGUCUGUGUGUAAAUUAUGCACAGUAUUUGUUACCUAAGUUCUUAAGCAUUUAAAUUUGAUGAUUCAAGCAAAUAUUGCAAAUUUUGUGCAAUAUAAAGCAUAAAGAGUAUGGUUUGUAUUUAAAUUGUACCCUCAGGGAUUCUCAGGUCAUCUUUGAUACACCACCACAAUUCUGAUUAACUCAUUGUCAAAAGAUUCUCUUGCCUCCACAUGAAGAUCAAAAUAAAAUCUUGUGUGUGUUUAAAGUUUGAUUCUGAUACCAGAUAUUAGUUUCAAACUAGUAAAACUCAUUUGAAGUUAGUGGCAUUACACCAAUGUAUGCCAGAUCAGAAUCUAGUCAGGGUUCUUUUCCAAAACUAUCACACAUUUAUAAUCCAUUAUAAGUAGGAAUAUUAACAACUGAUGCCUUUUAGUUUGGUGGUGGCUGAACAUAAAAUAUUACAAUACUGCCAUAAUCUGAUCUUUAUUUUGGGAAAUAUACAAGAAAAGAAAUCUUUGUGCAAUUUUUAGGAUGUAUUUUCUAGAAAGUUUGUACUAGUGGAAUGAAACAGCAAGGCAUUUAGUCCACUGAACAGGAUAAACUGUUCUCAAUUACACAGCAAACUGAAAGUAAUUUCAUUGAAAUAAGUGAAUUUAUUUCAGUUACACCAGUGUAAGCUUGAGAACAGAAGAGUGUUAUGAAGGUCUGAACAUGACAAAAGCUUAAGAGGAAGUCACCCUAUUUAAUGUUAAUUUGAAUGCUGUUGGCCUGAUUUUCAAUUGUGAUCAGCAUAGCCUGGGAAAGGGGAAGAAUGGUGGCUGUGGCCCCUGGAUUCUGAGACCAGCUAGAGAGGGACCAGUUCCAGUCCUCAGCAAUGGUGCACCAAUUUAUGCAUGGCUAUUCCAGCAACUGGAGAGUACUGGUGUUCUGGCAGCAUCCCUACACUGGUAGCAGAAGCAUGCUGUAGAGGCACACUAUGCCACCUAUCCACCACCAACCAAGUUCCUUUUAUGAAAGAGGAAUUACCAGGUCAGAAUAAUUUACAGGAUCUAGAAGAAAUGCAUUCUUCCUGUCUGGAAGAGGAUACCAAACCUCUCCUGAUCCCUGUUGGAGGUGAUGAAAGUGAUUAUGGAAUCAUGAGCAUUCAGUUUAAUCCAGCAGACCUAAAAUGCAAGAGGCCCUUCCACGUAGAGCCUUCAAAUAUUGUUAGUGUGAAUGACACACACAGAGUUACAGAUGAAGCCUCAGCAAUGAAUAAGCGGAUUCAUUACUAUAGCAAGCUCACUUCUCCUUCAGAUAGGGCACUGAUUGCUCCUGAUCAUGUACUUCCAGCUCCAGAAGAAAUUUAUGUGUAUAGUCCAUUAGGAACUGCUUUCAAAAUCGAUGGUUGCACUGAUGGUUAUGGCAAAAACUCCAGCGUAGUGACAAUAUUUAUGAUCUGGAAUACGAUGAUGGGCACAUCUAUACUAAGUAUGCCAUGGGGAAUAAAACAGGCAGGAUUUACCACUGGACUCUGUUUGAUCUUGCUAAUGGGCAGCUUGACACUUUAUUGCUGUUACAGAGUUGUGAAAUCACGGACAAUGAUACCUUUAAUAGAUACCUCAAACUGGGAAUUCCCAGAUGUUUGCAAGUACUAUUUUGGAUCUUUUGGUCAAUGGUCCAGUCUUUUAUUUUCAAUGGUGUCUCUUGUUGGAGCCAUGGUUAUUUACUGGGUACUUAUGUCCAACUUCUUGUUCAACACAGGAAAAUUUAUAUACAAUUAUGUUCAUGACAUUAACAUAACAGAUCUUGUUCCUGGUACUAAUGGGAGUAAUAGAGUCAUCUGUCCAGGUACUGCCAAUGAGGAUCAACGGGUCAACAAAAGUGGGCUGUUGCCAUUUGUCCACAACACCACAGGUUUUGAGCUGUUUGAGCAGUGGUGGAGCAAAUCACGAACUGUACCAUUUUAUCUGAUUGUUGUUGUUCUGCCCCUUCUAAAUCUUAAGUCUCCCUCUUUCUUUGCCAAGUUUAACAUCCUAGGUACUGUUUCAGUUGUCUACUUAGUUUUUCUUGUUACUCUGAAGGCUGCACAUCUGGGAUUCCAUUUAGAAUUCAACUGGUUUACAGCUAAUGAAUUUUUUGUACCAGAGUUUAGAACUCAGUUUCCUCAGCUCACGGGGGUCCUGACGCUUGCUUUCUUCAUUCAUAACUGUGUUAUCACGCUCCUUAAGAAUAACAAGAACCAGGAAAACAAUGUGAGAGACCUUUCCAUUGCUUAUUUUCUGGUGGGAUUAACAUAUCUCUAUGUUGGACUGUUAAUUUUUGCUGCAUUUCCCUCUCCACCAUUGUCCAAAGAGUGCAUCGAACAGAAUUUUUUAGACAAUUUUCCCAGCGAUGACAUCAUGUCAUUUGUUGCAAGAUUGUUCCUGCUGUUCCAGAUGAUAACUGUGUACCCGCUGCUUGGCUAUUUGGCACGAGUUCAGCUAUUAGGACAUGUCUUUGGCAAUGUUUACCCAAGUAUUUUCCAUGUGUUGGUUCUAAACAUAGCAAUUGUAGGACUUGGAGUGACAAUGGCCAUAUUCUAUCCAAAUAUAGGAGGUAUCAUAAGAUAUUCUGGAGCAACAUGUGGUCUGGCCUUUGUAUUUGUGUAUCCAUCCCUCAUCUACAUGAUCUCCUUGCAUCAGUCAGGGCAGCUGACGUGGUCAAUGCUCAUCGUUCAUAUCUUUAUAAUCAUCCUAGGACUGGCUAAUCUGACCGCACAGUUUUUGCUGUGAAAACACUUAUGCUGGCUUUCACAAGUAGUAUUUUGAGGUUUGACAACAGACUUUAGCAACUCUAUCCUAAAAGCUGAGAACCUCCUGUCUGUCAAUUUCUUCCUGAGAAAAUCUGCUCCUUUGAAAGCAAAGGAUAACUGUGUCUUAGUAACAGUUUUCAGGGGUUUGUAAGUAAUCACAUCUUUGGAAAGGCUACAUCACAAUAGAUAAAGUGGGCCAAAUUUGUAAAUGGCCCAACUCCACUGACUUUGAAAGUACAUCGGGGAUGAUUUUGGCCAAAAUGUUUUUAUUUUGUAGAGAAAUAUUUCCACGUGGAUAAAACAUGCCGCCCUUCUUCACUUUUAGUAGUUACUUUUUAGCUUUAUGCUACCAAAUUCUUUUCUUCCUGCCCUUAUUAGCAAACAAACCCUCGCAAUAUUCUACAGUGACAGUUGCACUAAUUUUCCUAUGCUGUUUGGGACUGUUACUGGCAAAAGGGUUGUAUUUGUAAAGCUAAUUUAUAGCCAAUCAGAUGACAGCAUACUGUUAAUAUAAUUUUGUGUAACCUUUUAAAAUACAUAUGCAAGAAACCUCAGCUAUGGAAACAGCAUAAGAAAUCAAUACCACUUCUACCUGCAACCGGGAUGCUGCCGGCACACUGUCUGGCCUUCGAGAAUAGGUCAAGUAAUGAGGGGUGUCCGAAGUUACAGAGCAAGUUGAUGGUCCAACUGGCAGUUGGACCAGGAUCCACCUCGUUCCAAGUCCUAUAACUGUUACGAUUAGAAUAGAGAUGUGUUGUGUAUUUUCAUGGGCAAGUGUACUUCAUAUAUGUACGUUGGACACAAGUGUGCAGAGCAUUCCUGUAUGUCCCGUGUAGUUCUUGUGCCCCUGCAGGAUUUCAGACUGAAAAUUCCUUGCUGUAGGAAAACUGUGCUUUUCAAACAUCCAUUCUAUACGUGUUGUGACAGUAUAGUCACAGGGCUGUACAAUACAGGCAAACGGACAAAAAUAACAAAUUAAGAUUGUGUGAAAACUUAAAAAUCAUGUUUCAGUGUAGCUGCUUAAUAUUCGGUAUUAAAUGCACUAUAAUCUAAUACACAAAAUACACGUGCUGUAUAUUUUAUGCAAUAUGGCGCAGUUUCAGAAUCACAAGUGCAAAAUUGCAAAUGCAUCAUCUGUAUAUGCAAUCACCAUGCACAACUGUGCCCGCAGAUGAUCAGCUAGGUGGCUAACUGGUCACAUGUACUUAGAAUUACUCUGACUGAAGGUACAGUUGCACAUGUGCAACUCUGAAAAUCUGAGUCUAUCAAUGUGCAGUGAGUCAUAACAAGGCACUACCUUAUAGGGAUGCCCUUAGGCUUUUAUGAAAGUAUGCACAUAAUUGGAAAUGCACAUAUAUAAACCACAAAGACUGAGGAGAUCAAGUCCACCAAGGGUCCAUUUCUGCUCCCAUUGAAGCCCAUGGCAAAACUCCCAUUGUCUUCACUGGGAGGAAGUUCUGAAUGGGUAAUCCUCCGUUUUGGUGGGAGAAGAGUGUCUCUGUAAAGCAAUUGCCCCAUAGCCAGUAUCUGUUAAAUGCCACAUAAUGCAGGUGUAAUGCUGGUUUCUGAGUGAUGGAACAGUAACUUCUCUGAGAGAGCAUCUAAUGGAAUCACAGUCUCACACCCGCAGCACACAGAAGUGUGAAUGCACAUAUUCAGAGAGGGAAUUGUUGGUGUGAUGUUUCUAUAUCAGACAAUCCUAGCGCUUCAUCAGCCAGGUGAUGGAAUUAAACAAAUGUCAGAUUUCAUUGCCUCUUGCCAAAAUGAAAAAUGAAUUUAGAGGUGCUUUUGGUUAGAAGUAUCAGAGGGUGGAAGAUUGGAGAGGAAAUUGGAGUCUGAGUUGGUGGAAGAGAACUUGGAUACCGUAAAGUCUGUGGGUCAGGUUUGGGCCCAUUGUGGAAACAGCCCAAAACAGACAAUCAGUGCUAUGCAAGUAGUAGUAUUGUGCACUCUUGUUGUGAGGACAGAGUAUGCGCCAGCCCCCCACAUCUCCCUGCACAGAUAAUUCUUGUCAGAUGAGCACAUGCAUAUGCACACAUCUGACCCAGAACACUUUUGUUGCAGGGUGGCUGGGGAAUGUUUUUUCUUUGCAGGUUUUGGGGGAAGCAUAAUGCUCACUCUCUGCCCAGAGCUUUCCUGUCAUAUGCCUAUGCACAGCUAGUAGCCAAAUUUUGAGGCUGUAAUAAAAAAUUGACAGGGGUAAAUUGAGUGGAAUGGUGUUCUGAGAAACUGAAUUCUAGAAUAAUUAAAGGGAGAAAACUUGAAUGUUUCAAUAGUUAUGAUGUGGGUGAUUGAGAGAAACUGAGAACUGGGAAAAGAGAACUUAAUUGGGGGUAAGAAUUUUUGUUCUUUUAUCUGAAAGUAGAAUGGAAGGCAUAGUCUAGAAUAAUUUUAUUGUAUUUCUCUAAUAAAUAACCUGAGAUUUUAGAGGUGAUCAAGGUCAUAUUAAUGUCAUGGCUGGAGGUCCUCAAGCUGUAGAGGGCCCAGGCCUUCCAUAGUAUUGCUUAAUAUGCAAGAAAUAUAAGAGAGUAGGUCAGGAGUAGUCACUGUGGAAUGAAAGAACUGCUUCAAAGCAACUACUUUACUUUUCUUUUUACCUUGCACAACUCUUCGUGCCUUUCAAGCAGGACUGCUGUGUACAUGUACCAUAUGUCCUAUACCAGAGAGAAAUGCUUGCCCAUGCUUGUCAUUCUCCUGUGUGCCCUUAUCUUUGGUAUUUCUUAGUUCUCUGCAGCAUAUUUUACGCACCCUUUUCUCAUUGGCUCACAAUGAUCUUGAUCCUGCAGUAUUUUAUGCAGUCAGCAAGGGUGUUUGCCUACAGGAUUGUUUGCAUGUUUACUGCAAUAUUGAGCCCAAUCCAUCAUCUUAGAGCAUUUGCACUACAGCAUUACAGUGGUGCAGCAGCAUUGGUGCAGCUGCACCGAUGUAAGCUCAGUGGUGUAUCCAGGGCCGGCUCCAGGCACCAGUGCAGGAAGCAGGUGCUUGGUGCGGCCAAAGGAGAGGAGCAGCACGUCCUCUUCGGCGGCAAUUGGGCGGCGAGUCCCUCGCUUCCCCUCAGAGGGAGGGACCCGCUGCCAAAGAAUGAAACAGCAGCAGUAGAGCUGCUGCCGAAGUCCCGCAGAUUGCGAUCGCUGUCU
This is a messenger RNA of Gopherus evgoodei (Goodes thornscrub tortoise), 7039 nucleotides long. It is a transcript of the gene SLC38A9, whose product is annotated as solute carrier family 38 member 9. The transcript has 15 exons. The record is from RefSeq and is a predicted model, not a curated record. Gene Ontology annotation, molecular function: amino acid transmembrane transporter activity. Lineage: Eukaryota; Metazoa; Chordata; Testudines; Testudinidae. Bases 2023 to 3882 code for a protein of 619 amino acids. Gene Ontology annotation, biological process: amino acid transmembrane transport.